Messenger RNA from Phodopus roborovskii (desert hamster), 1722 nucleotides. It is a transcript of the gene Tspan32, whose product is annotated as tetraspanin 32. Lineage: Eukaryota; Metazoa; Chordata; Mammalia; Rodentia; Cricetidae. Gene Ontology annotation, cellular component: membrane. The transcript is spliced from 9 exons. The record is from RefSeq and is a predicted model, not a curated record. The coding region runs from base 241 to 1077 and encodes 278 amino acids.
AGCUGCAGGUAUAGAAACUGCCCCCCUUCCUGGUUGCCCUUCUUCCUUCCCCAAACCCAGCCACUGGGUUACAAGGGCUGUUGACAGAUGGGAGGCCACAUCCUACCUACUGGGUCAGCUGUGGUCUGAGGUCCCCACCCAGUGGGGAACCACAGAAGGGAGGGGAGUGGCAAGGAAGGGAAGAGGGGGGAGGUGAAGUGAGGGAAGGAGGAGAGAGAGAAAGGAGAGGAGAGGAGCACCAUGGAGCACUGGAAACGAAUCAAGAUUGCCAAAUGCCAGAUACUGACCACCAACUUCUUUGUCUUGCUUCUGGCCCUAUCUACCGCCACGAUGGCAAUUGUCACUCACUUUGGAGACCACUUUACUGUCAUUGGCCACGUAUCCUUGGAGAGGAACCCCUAUGAAGCAAUGCAUUAUUGGGCCUUCUACGUGGCGAUCAGCCUAGCAGGUCUACUGAGUCUGGGCGCUGGCCUGAGCACCAUAGCCGCUGUGAGGGAGGCCCAUGGUCUCAUGGCUGCGGGUUUCGUGUGCUUUGCCUUGUCAUUCUGCAUCCUGGUACAAGUGGCCUUCUGGAGAUUCCACAACCCCACCCAGGUGGAGGAUGCAGUAUUGGACACCUAUGACCUCGUGUAUGAUCAGGCAAUGAAGAGCCCAUUUAGCAGCUGGUGGCAGGAACUGGCCACCAUCCAGGACACGUUUCUGUGUUGUGGGAAGAAGUCUCCUUUUGGGCGUCUCAUGAGCACUGGAGCUGUCCUGUGUCAGGGCCAGAAGGCCAUGAGAGAGGACUGCCUACAGAGCAUCGGGAACUUUCUGUGGACACACUAUAGUAUCGCCUCCACCCUGACCUGCACCAGCCUGAUCCUCACGGUGUAUGCUAUGAUGCUCUGCGCCUUCCUCUGGUUUGCCAUUCACUCUUACUGUGGCUUGGAUCGAAAAGGCAGAUACACCCUGACCCCACGAGCCCAUGGUUACCAGCCCCAGGAACCCAGACUCUUCAGUUGGACUAAGGGUGGGCCACAAGUACAUCAAUACUCCUCUGAAGCACAAGCAUUUGCAAACUAUUCGACACCCCUCUGAAAUACAGGUGUUUGCUAACCAUUAGGUCCAGUAGGGUGCUCUCUGCCUGCUUGUCCACAGAGAUGAAGAGUUUGGCCCUGAGUCCUCCCAUGAUCCGCAUGGUGUGGCAAGGGAAGGAGAGAUUCUACCUAGUAUGCUAGUGACUUUUACAUUGUGUAGCCAGACACCAUGGUUUCAGAGAGAUUCUGGACUAUCACAACAUGGAGGAGUGGCUAUGUCUAUGGCAUCAGGAGCAUAAGGUGGUGAAUGUGGGAGGCUGGAUGGUAAACGAAACUAACUUCCUCUGGGUUUUUGUGGAACAAAGAAGACUUUGGCUCCAUGGUCAUGAUAAUGAAAUGCAUGGAACCAGAUGGUGAUAGCCAGGUUUUAGAUAAUGGCCAUGGGGCUGUUAAUGCUCCAUAGUUUAGGGAGAAGAGGUAGCUAUAUCCUCACCUGGGAUACCACUCCCUCCUGCCCAGAAACUAUUAGGAUCUUGAGACAUACUCAAGUGUGAAGUUGACUGAAGCCAGGUGUCCAUGAUCUAACAUCCAUGAGAUCAUCACCCAUCAUAGGGUGGGGCUUUUAGGUGAUGACAUUGUUUGAGGGUCACCCACACUCCUUAUAAGUAACUCCUCACCCCAAUAAACACAUUGGUUUAAGUUGAAA